AUGCUGUACCCGAAGGAGGACAAAGAGAACAAGGUCCUCCUGUACGCCUGCCGUAACUGCGAACAUGUCGAGCAGGCCGAUCUCAAACAGAUAGAUAAGGACGGCUAUGAGGUCCAGACCGGUGCCGCCUGGCGAAUCUACCGAAACGAGAUCACCCAAAAGCCUGCUGGCGGUGCUCAGAUCUUCCACGAGGUGAUUACGGACCCAACGCUGCCACGCACGAAGGGUGCUCUGUGCGAGCAGUGCGGCGGAAGGGAGGCCGUGUUCUUCCAGGCCAACAGCGGUAACAGUGAGCAGGUGUUCACGCUAUUCUUCAGCCCCGUCAUCUACAGCAAGAACGAAAAGGAAAGUGCGUGUGCGUGUGCGGUGGUGUGUGUAAACAAAGCGGGUGAACGAGUGCGUGCUGGUGAAUGCAAUGCUAUUCUAUUCCUUCAUUCCUUCCUUUCCUUGGUUUAG
Molecule: messenger RNA, 456 nt
Organism: Acanthamoeba castellanii str. Neff
Lineage: Eukaryota; Discosea; Longamoebia; Acanthamoebidae
Product: DNA-directed RNA polymerase II family protein
Exons: 4
Coding region: 1-456 (151 amino acids)
Biological process (GO): transcription-coupled nucleotide-excision repair; DNA-templated transcription; maintenance of transcriptional fidelity during transcription elongation by RNA polymerase II
Cellular component (GO): RNA polymerase II, core complex
Molecular function (GO): DNA-directed RNA polymerase activity
Source: RefSeq, a predicted model, not a curated record